Acanthoscelides obtectus is the source of this 1131-nucleotide messenger RNA. The record is from the annotation of a GenBank genome assembly. Lineage: Eukaryota; Metazoa; Arthropoda; Insecta; Coleoptera; Chrysomelidae.
AUGUUUACUCCAGAAAAACCAAAUAAAUCGAGAUGGAGAAAACGUAAUAUUGAAGGCAGAGCAAGAGUGAAAUCGAAAACACGCAGAAAUCUUGGCCACAGUUACAGAGAUUUCAAAGGUCGACAACGAGAGUCUAAAGUAUUAGGUCCACCAUGUCAGUGCAAAAAGAACUGCAGACAACUGCUCCAAGAAACUGCUUCUACUAUAUUCCAUGCAUUUUGGGACUUGAACUCGUAUGACGAACAGAAUACAUAUCUAUUUUCUACUGUGAAGGUUAUACCUAAAAAGAGAAGCUACAAAAAAAAAACUAAACGCGCGGAAUCGGCUCGACGAGUAACAAACCAAUAUUUUGUCAAAGUAAAUGGAGUUGACAUUCAAAUAUGUAAGACUGAAUUUUUAUCGGUCCAUGGACUUCAAAACUCCAGUAAGCGAUUAAAACUUAUCGCUCAGCAAAUUGUUGAAGGCAGGACAACUCCAAAAAGGGACGGUAGGGGCAAACAUCAAAACAGACCCAACAAAAUUUCUGCAGAAAGAGUUCAGUCUGUUCAUGACCAUAUUAAAGCCAUUCCGAAAUAUGUGAGCCAUUACAGUCGGAAAGUUAAUCCAAAUAGAGUUUUUCUAAACCACGACCUCAACAUAUCUACUCUCUACAAGGACUAUUAUGUCGAGUGGUGCAAAGAACGUGGAAUAGCACCAGUAAAAGAAGAUCGGUAUAGACGAAUAGUCUGUUCUGAUUACAAUAUAGGAUUUAAGUUGCCCAAGAGUGAUACUUGUCAUACAUGCGACUUCCUUAAUAAUCAAAUGGAAGCAAAUAAAGAAAACCUGGAGGAAUUCAAUGAAUUUAAAACACAACUGCAGCUUCAUCAGACGAGAGCACUUGCCAUGCAGGAUAGCUUGAAAAAAGAGGUAUCAGACAAUGCGAAAAAUUCCACGUGUAUAAUAUCAUUUGAUUUACAGCAGACUCUUCCCACGCCUUCGCUAACUGUGGGUCCUGCCUUCUAUUUACGAAAGGCUUGGACGUACAACCUCGGCAUACACGAUUGUGUCACUGGCAAAGGUAGCAUGUUUUUGUGGGCAGAAACUACUGCAAAAAGGGGAAGGGAAGUGAAGAGAUUGCAAGCAUCCUGCUGA